AUGGAAGACCGCGUUUGCAAGCCAUGGAAAGAAAUAAAAAUGUGGUAUUUGAAAUGCCUUCUUCGUAAACUAACUCCAGACAACGGUUUGGCGUACCUUAUCAAUAUAAUUAAAAAUCAAGAAAUUUUUUGUCGUGAUUGGUAUGAAGAAAGGGUUCCUCUGGAUAGUGAUGAAUUUGUAGAAAUGAUGCUUGUUGAUGGCUGCUUUAUUAUUGAACUUCUCCGCAAACAGGUCCACCUUUCUCCCGUGGAAGAUGAUGAUGCUAUUUUCAGGACGCCAAGGAUGUUGUCGGCAAUUACAAAUGAUUUGUUGCUAGUUGAAAACCAACUCCCUUGGAGGGUUCUUGACUGCUUAUUCGAGGUCACAAGGGUAGAUGCUGAUGACCAUGGGAAUCCAUCUCUACGUGAACUUGCUUGCCACGUCUUUCAGAACCCCGCAUUUCAACAGUCAUUUGAAAGUAUAUCGUCUCUAAACUGCGAAAAAGAAUUCGAAAGUAGCCAUUUACUCGAGACUGUAAGAAAUUUUGUGGUUCAACCAUGGGUGGAAGAUUGGGAGGAUAUGGAAUAUCGAACUCCGAUUCCUUCCGUGUCAGAGCUUCUAGAAAUAGGAGUCAAAUUUGUGGCUGCCUCAUCCAAUGGUCAGCUCCACAUUACCUUUAGAAAUGGAGUGAUGGAGAUUCCACCAAUAAUAAUUCGAGAGGAUACAGAAAGUUUCAUCAGAAACCUCAUAGCCUACGAACAAUGUUUACAGAAGCCCGAGCAGUGUCAGGUGACCUCUUAUGCCAUCCUGUUCAGCCAACUUAUUGAGUCUGUACAAGAUGUGGACUUUCUGAUUCAGAGAAAAUUAUAA
Molecule: messenger RNA, 849 nt
Organism: Prunus persica (peach)
Lineage: Eukaryota; Viridiplantae; Streptophyta; Magnoliopsida; Rosales; Rosaceae
Exons: 1
Coding region: 1-849 (282 amino acids)
Source: RefSeq, a predicted model, not a curated record